AUGGGGGCAUUUCUAGACACAUUUCUGUUCUUGAUUUGGUUCUUGUCUGAGUCUUCCUCUCUUUUCUCCUCCUGUAAAUUAAGGAAACAGUUUAAUUUUAAUGAGAUGCACAAGGCUGGUGAUGUGAUCCUCGGUGGUCUGUUUGAGGUUCACUACACCUCUGUCUUCCAUGAGCCGACGUUCACGUCAGAGCCAAAUCAGCUCAGCUGCCAAGGUUUUGACCCUCCAGGGUUUAGACAUGCCAUGACCAUGGCCUAUGCUAUUGAUGAGAUCAACAAAAACCCCAACCUGCUACAGAAUGUGUCUCUGGGAUACAGUCUGUACGACAACUGUGCCACACUUGUAAUUGGAUUCAGUGCUGCAUUGUCACUAGCCAGCGGUCGAGAGGAGCAGUUUCUGCUUCAAGAGACCUGUUUAGGGACCACCCCAGUCCUUGGGAUUGUGGGAGAUUCCUUUUCAACAUUUUCUAUCGCCACAUCUGAUGUGAUAGGUUUAUUCAAAUUGCCCAUGGUCAGUUACUUUGCCACAUGUUCCUGCCUGAGUGAUAGGCGGAGGUUUCCAUCCUUCUUCAGAACAAUCCCAAGUGAUGCUUUCCAGGUGCGUGCUAUGAUUCAGAUUAUGAAACACUUUGGCUGGACUUGGGCCGGUCUGCUGGUCAGUGAUGAUGAUUAUGGCCGCCAUGUUGCCCGAUCCUUCCAAUCGGACUUAACUGAGUCUAUUGGAGGUUGUCUGGCCUACUCUGAGAUUUUGCCCUGGGGUGACAACCCAGCUGAACUUAAGAGGAUUGUCCUUUUAAUGAAGAAAUCAACCGCUCGUGUGGUCAUUGUGUUUGCACAUCAGAUCCACAUGAUUCAACUAAUGGAAGAAGUGGUGAGGCAGAAUAUGACAGGCCUGCAGUGGAUGGCCAGUGAAGCCUGGACUACAGCAGCUGUGCUCCAGACCACCCGCCUCAUGCCGUACCUGGGUGGCACCCUGGGCAUUGCCAUCCGUCGAGGAGAAAUAUCAGGGCUCAGGGAUUUUCUAUUAAAAACAAAUCCAGACAAGUCAAACAAUCAUAGGAAUAGAAUGGUAAGUCAGUUUUGGGAAUACACAUUUCGGUGUAAAUUUGCACCACCUCCAGCAGGUUGGGUGGAAGCGUCUGGGGGAGCUCUAUGCACUGGGCAGGAAGAUCUAGCAAGUGUGGAGACUGAGUUUUUGGAUGUUUCAAACCUCAGGCCAGAAUACAAUAUUUACAAGGCUGUGUAUGCCCUGGCAUAUGCUCUUGAUGAUAUGCUGCGCUGUGUGCCAGGGAGAGGGCCUUUCAGUGGGCACAGCUGUGCUGCUUUGCAAACACUGGAGCCAUGGCAGCUUAUACAUUACUUGGAAAAGGUCAACUUUACAACAACAUUUGGGGAUCAAGUAUCAUUUGAUGAGAAUGGUGAUGCCUUACCAAUAUAUGACAUCAUGAACUGGCAGUGGCUCCCUGAUGGAAAAAUAAAUGUUCAGAAUGUGGGUGUUGUUAAGAAGUCUGCCUCCAAAGGUGAAGAACUCACACUUGAUGAAGAAAACAUCUUCUGGAGCUUUGUCUUCAAACAGCCACCCCAGUCCGUGUGCAGUGAGAGCUGUUCUCCAGGUAGCCGCAUGACCAGAAAAAAGGGACAGCCUGUUUGCUGUUAUGACUGUGUCGCUUGUUCUGAGGGAAAGUACAGCAAUGAAACUGACUCCAUGGAGUGCAGCAGUUGUCCAGAGGACUUCUGGUCCAGCCCCCAGCGUGACCACUGUGUUCCUAAAGAAACGGAGUUCCUCUCUUAUCAAGAGCCUCUUGGUAUCUGCUUGACAACCGCCUCUUUACUCGGCACGUGUAUCUGUGCUGUUGUCGUAGGAAUCUUUAUCCAUCACCGUAGCACACCUAUGGUACGUGCCAACAAUUCAGAACUAAGUUUCCUGCUCUUAGCAUCACUUAAGCUAUGUUUCCUGUGUUCACUGCUGUUUAUCGGCCAUCCCAGAAUGUGGACAUGUCAAUUGAGACAUGCAGCAUUUGGGAUAAGCUUUGUACUUUGUAUCUCUUGUAUUCUUGUUAAAACCAUGGUGGUUCUGGCUGUGUUCAAGGCCUCCAAGCCAGGAGGUGGAGCCAGUCUGAAGUGGUUUGGUGCUGGACAGCAGAGAGGGACAGUUUUGCUUCUUACAUCCAUUCAGGCAGUGAUUUGUACUGCUUGGCUUGUCUCUGCCUCACCAGUGCCUCAAAAAAACACUCAAUACUACAAUGACAAAAUAGUGUAUGAGUGUGUAGUCGGGUCCACAGUUGGAUUUGCAGUGUUAAUGGGUUAUAUUGGCUUACUUGCUAUACUUAGUUUCCUGUUAGCAUUUAUGGCAAGGAAUCUUCCAGAUAGCUUCAAUGAGGCCAAACUCAUCACUUUUAGCAUGCUGAUCUUCUGUGCUGUGUGGGUGGCCUUUGUUCCUGCUUACAUAAACUCCCCAGGCAAAUAUGCAGAUGCCGUAGAAGUAUUUGCCAUCCUGGCCUCCAGUUUUGGCCUCUUGAUGGCACUGUUUGGUCCCAAAUGUUACAUUAUACUGCUGAGACCAGAGAGGAACACAAAGAAAGCUAUCAUGGGUCGUGGAAUAACCAAGAUGGAAAUGUAG
This is a messenger RNA of Gymnodraco acuticeps, 2619 nucleotides long. Its product is annotated as extracellular calcium-sensing receptor-like. Gene Ontology annotation, molecular function: G protein-coupled receptor activity. NCBI's taxonomy places the organism in Eukaryota, Metazoa, Chordata, Actinopteri, Perciformes, Bathydraconidae. Gene Ontology annotation, cellular component: membrane. Gene Ontology annotation, biological process: G protein-coupled receptor signaling pathway. The record is from RefSeq and is a predicted model, not a curated record. The transcript is spliced from 9 exons. The coding region runs from base 1 to 2619 and encodes 872 amino acids.